Pyricularia grisea is the source of this 1302-nucleotide messenger RNA. RefSeq lists its product as uncharacterized. The transcript has a single exon. The coding region runs from base 1 to 1302 and encodes 433 amino acids. The record is from RefSeq and is a predicted model, not a curated record. Lineage: Eukaryota; Fungi; Ascomycota; Sordariomycetes; Magnaporthales; Pyriculariaceae.
AUGUCCGACCUUCGAAAGCAGAUUCUGCUUGGUGGCGGCAAGUCAAAUGAGAGCCGCAAGACCAUCUCUCGAAAGGCCAGGUCGCGACCCGAGUCCGGUCUCAACUCGAGCACAAACUCCCCCAUCACGUCUCCAGGCGUUUCUCGACCGAAUUCACGUCCGAGCUCUCGGUAUCCCUCGGAAGAUGAAGAUGGCAGUGACCACAUGACGGACUCGGCUUCGGAUUCCGAAUCUGGUGCCCCUUGGGAACAAAGACUGGAUGCUUGUAUCGGCGAACUUCCAUCUCGCAAACGUAGCAGCGGCGCCGGCAGAAGUGGAAUCCUUAAGGCAUACCUACACCUGAUUCGCCACCAUUACGCAGAGACCAAGCUCGAGAAAUCCGUGUCCGAGAUCAUCCCAAACCUUCUCAAAAGUAUCAAGAAUGGAACAAGCACUGAAGAGAAGUCGUUUGCUAUAAAAGCGCUUGCCGUAACCAUACUCACAUAUACCAAUGAUGACAUGUGCGAGCAGAUUGUCGAGACGCUCAAGAACGUCUGCGAAGAUGAGGGGGACGAAGACGUCAAGGCGGAUGCGCUUUACACUAUGAGCAUCGCCAUUAUUUAUGGCGGUGGACUUGAAGCGGAGAUGGAAGAUUUCCUGGAAUAUCUCAUCACUAUAAUUGAAAGUGACGGCGACCAGGUCAACGCAUUGGACAGCGGAAAGGUUGUCUCAGCCGCCCUUCAGUCAUGGGCUUUCGUGGCCACAAGCCUUGAUAGUCUCGACGCGCAGAGUUACGAGGCGCUCGAAGCUUUCUCCGAGCAACUAGACAGCGGAGACGUGGACGUGCAAAUAUCGGCUGGAGUCAACAUUGCCUUGUUGUUCGAAGUGUCACGAAAUCUCGAGGAAGGCGAUACUGGCGAUAGGUUGAAUCUUCAUGUUGAUUCAAAAGUCCUCGUCAAGCGUAUGAGCGAGCUCGCCAAGGGGUCCAAGUCGAUAUCCAAAAGAAGCCGCAGAAAUCUACGUUCCAGCUUCGCUAGCAUCAUUACCUCGCUUGAAACGAACAAGGGUCCUGGAUGGCGCGAUUCCAUCCCCGAGCAGCCAAAGAAUGCCUAUGAUGAGCCAGACCCUGCUGACGACCCAACGAUUCUUCGGUACCGUCAUAAGCUUACGGUAGCAGGCACUACAUUUUGGAUUGACACAUGGGCUGCCCUUAUCCGUGUGGAAAUGAUGAAGAGGGUCCUCAAAGGAGGUUUCUUGACUCAUUUUGAGGACAAUCCCGUUUUCUUCAGGAGUGUUGGUGGCCUGAUGCACUAUGAAGAUUGA